AUGCGUGCAAUAGCUAUAUUUGAUAUAUUUAUGUUAUAUGGAUGGAAUCUUGAUCAUUAUCUUUCAAGUAAACAUGGAUUUAUACUUUUAACAUAUUCAAUAGCAACAUGUAAAAUAUUUGGAUUUUUAAAUUAUGUUGCUGGACAAUCAACAGCUUGGCUUCGUAUAUUUAUAUGUUUUGAUCGAUAUUUAUUAGCUAGUCGUCUUCGUCGUCCAUGGUGUAGUCGUGAAAAAGGUGUUCUUAUGAUUAUUACAUGCAUUAUUAUCCUUGUUACGAACAAAAUGAUAGCCAACGGUAGUCUAACUGGCUUAUUUUCAAAAGAAGAAAUUUCUCUACCUCGUCAAGUUCGUUUUUGGUUGUUUCUCAUAUUAGUUAUUCCAUCCAUUUAUUGUUCAUGUGUUUUACUUUUUCAAGUUUUCGUCAAUAAAAAAUUUCGAUCUCAAUUGAGUAAUCAUAUUAUUAUCUGUCUACUCAUCUUUGGAUUAAUUAUAGAAUUAAUCGAUAUACCUUUGCAUCUUAGUUUCUUACAAUUAGGUAUUGUUUGGCCAUCUACACCUACUUUAUGUACUGUUUGGUGGUUUGUAGAUACAGGAAUAUAUAAUGGAUGCGUCAUAAUUAUGGAAUGGGGUUCUGUUCAUCGUUAUUUACUGAUAUUUCAUGAUCGAUUAUUUUCGACUGCAAAGAAGCGUUUUCUUCAUCACACGAUGCCUCUUUUCAUUUUGAUCCUAUAUAUCUUUAUAUUUUAUACAGUUGUAAUAAUAUUUCCACCAUGUUCAAAGACAUAUGCUUAUAACUUACCUGUCUGUGGUGAGUUUCCAUGUUAUUUAGAUAUACCUUUACUUGGUAUAUGGGAUACAGUUAUAAAUAGUAUUAUACCAACUACAAUAAUUACUAUUUUUAGUAUAAUUGUACUGGCUCGUGUUUAUAUUCAAAAACGACGUCUUAAUCAUGCUAAUCGAUGGCGUAGACAACGUAAAAUGACAAUUCAAUUAUUUUCUAUUUGUAUUUUAUAUUUAGCGGCGAAUGUUCCACUCAAUCUUGUUACUUUUGGUCAUAUCUGCGGUCUACCUCCUCACUUUGGCGCAGAUGCACAAGUUUACGCUAAUUAUCUAUGUUAUUUCGUUACUCUUUUAUUUCCAUUUGUCUGUCUUAGUACUCUUUCUGAAAUGCGCAAAAAACUACAAUGGAACGGUUUACUUUUAUUUCAACGAUCGCAACGCAUUGCUACGAUCAAUCCUAAACGAAUAUUUAGACCGUGA
Adineta steineri is the source of this 1260-nucleotide messenger RNA. Lineage: Eukaryota; Metazoa; Rotifera; Eurotatoria; Adinetida; Adinetidae. The record is from the annotation of a GenBank genome assembly.